AUGGAGGGGCCGGGGGCGCGGCCCGCAGACGCGGCGGCGCGCUCCGAGGCUGGGCUCUGCAGCGAGGCCGAGGCCAGCUCCCCCGGCCCCGCCGAGGAGCAGAGGCCGGCCGCGGCCGGCGCGCCGGAGGUGGCCCUGGCCCCCAGCAGCUACAGCAAUGCCGCUGGAUCGCUAGUGGUGAGCCUCGGCGGCGUGAGCCCAGCGGGAGACAGCCUGACCAUUGUGAGCGCCAGCGGCCUGAGGGCGGCGAACUCCGCCCUGCUCGGCGGCAAGUCGGACCCCUGGUGCCGCUGCUUGCUCGGAGGCGCCGAGGUCGCCCGCACACACAAGAUCUCGAGCACCCUGAAUCCGCGCUGGGACGCCAGCAGCGCCCUCCCCGGCGACGCCCUUGGCGGGCUGCUCGAGUUCGAGGUCCGCGACUGGGACCAGUUCGGCAAGGGUGACCAACUGGGGACGGCCAGCCUCAGGCUGGCCUGCGAGCGCGGCAGGAGCGGCGUGGCCUGCGACCGCGAGCUGCCGCUCGUCGGCAGGCAGGCGAAGGGCUCCCUGCGGGUGCGGCUGGUGGGCGCGAGGCCGGCCGACGCGCGCGCGCACGAGGAGGCCCUGCCCAGCGUGACGAUCGUACGCGCGGCGGGCCUUCGCCGGGCGGACGGGCCCCUGCCCCGGUCCGUCGGCGGCGGCUUGUCCGAUCCGUUCUGCAAGUGCAGGGUGACCCGCGGGCGCGGCGACUCCCAAGAGGUGGGCAAGACAGGGAAACUGGACAGGGCGCAGGCCGCCGAGGCGGAGAAAUUGGGCAAAACGAAGGUGAUCAAGAGGACCCUGGACCCCGUCUGGGGCCAGGCCUUGUCCCUGCCAGUCGACGCCCGCGGCUGCGAGCUCGAGUUCGGCCUCUGGGACCACGACCGGAUGUCGGCCGCGGACUUCCUCGGGGAGGCGAGGCUGCCACUCGGCAGCCUCGCUGGCCCCAUCGGCGCCGUAGAGGAGGUUGAGCUCAAGCUGGACGGGGACAAGGCGCGGGGCACCCUGACCGUGCGGCUCGAGGGGGCGGUGACGGUGGAGCGGGAGCGGCGGAUCCUCGGGAGCGUUGAGACGAUCGCGCGCUGGGCCCGCGGCCUGAAGGCCAGGAGAGCCGCCGCGACGCUGAGAUCUUGGUGGGCCAAGUGCGUGAGGCACCAGGUCGUGGACGCGCGGCCCAGGGUAAUCUUCCUCCAAGCGCCCUCCGCACGGGCCUGGCGGUGCAGAGCCUCCAAGCGAGGCGCGCGACCAGGCAGUUCGAGCAGAGGAUGCUCGCCUGCGCCCACCCUGGCGGGGCCGCGCACGGGGCGCCCGGCGCGUCCCUCCUGA
This is a messenger RNA of Prorocentrum cordatum, 1344 nucleotides long. The record is from the annotation of a GenBank genome assembly. Lineage: Eukaryota; Dinophyceae; Prorocentrales; Prorocentraceae.